Messenger RNA from Paramecium octaurelia, 1438 nucleotides. NCBI's taxonomy places the organism in Eukaryota, Ciliophora, Oligohymenophorea, Peniculida, Parameciidae. The record is from the annotation of a GenBank genome assembly.
AUGAUCAUCCAAUUCGUCAAUAUAUUGGAAGAGCAAUUGCAAAAGAUAAAUUUCAUAAACUUCGAGAUUGAUCUUUUCGUGAUUCUUCUUUAUAUGGUAAUAAAUUGCUAUAAUUAUAGAUAAUUUGUACUCCCCUUGGAUUUGUGUUCCAUUACAUCAAGAGUCCAACGGGAAGACUUUAUUUCAACCUAUUCUUGGGAGUAUUCUUUUCAGUAAUUGUUUGCAAAGAGUGGUUUCCUCUGAUGUUAGGAUGGACAAUAGCAAUUUAUUUUAUUGCAUAAAUUUUCAAAAAAUGCGCAUUGCCGGUGUCCAUAGUUGCAUUUGGAAUUCUCUCGUUUGUGCACAUCUAUCGACUGAUGUAUUAGUACUUGAGUUGGAGAAUGGACUACAAUGCAAUUCAAAUGCUGUUGACAGCUAGAUACAUAUUUUAUGCUUGUGACAAAUAGGAUGGAAAGGUAUAAGGUAAAACAUCUUUUAUGAUGUAUUUGUCAUACAUUUUCAUGUUUCCCAAUUUAGUUGUAGCACCGAUUCCUUAUUAUGCAUUUGUGAGUCUCAUAGAAAGAAGGACAGAUUAUACACAUUAUUCUCCUAAGUUUGCUUUGAUUUCAUUUCUUAAGGCCUUGGCAGUGAGUAUGGCAGAAUUGCUAAUAAGGCCUCAUUUCGAUACGGAUUGGUACUAUUCGGAAGAGUGGAGAACCCAAUACAGUUUAUGGUUUAAAUUUGCAAUGAUCUUCAUUAUCACUCCCUGUGCUAGAUUCACUUAUAUUGCUGCAUUCUACUUUACGCAAGCAGGAAUGGAUGCUAUGGGAUUGACUUACAAUGAUAAGACAAGUAAAAUCAAGUAAAUGAAUUUAUAGAGAAAAAUGAUCUAUGGGUUGUAUUUGAUUACUCUUUUGAAUUAGAGAAGAAUGUGGUCAUCAAAACAUAGAAAUGGAAUUGCAAUAUUCAGAAUUGGUUGAAGUAUUGUUUCUACGAUCGUCUUUAGAAGAGAUUUGGCAGUUUGACAUUCUACCUCGUCUUUAUGAUUAGUAGUCUUUGGUAAUACCUGCAAUCAAUAUGAAUAGGCACGGAUUUUAUCUAAGUUACUAUUUAUUCUUUAUCUUUUGGGCCAUCACAGGAUAAGUAUACAAGUACUUUUACAAGGCUCAAAGAAGAUUUUAUUUGUAAAUCAAUAUCUGUAUCUCUUAGUAUCCCACAACCAGUAAGACAUCUCUUGGCUUGGGUGUUUGGCAUAUUGACAUUUGAUCAUUUCGCAACAGCUGUUCGUGUAUUAAAAUGGGAGAAGGCAGUCGAGUUGCACAGUAGUGUCUAUUGGAUUCCUCAUAUUGUAAUUUUGGUGAUUUUCUUCUUCUUCAACAUCACCUAAUAUGGUCAGAAGGAUGGAAGAUCAAAGGAUGGGAAGUCAAAGAAGUUGGAAUGAAAUUUGUUUUAUAGUAAG